Xiphophorus couchianus (Monterrey platyfish) is the source of this 6461-nucleotide messenger RNA. It is a transcript of the gene sin3aa, whose product is annotated as SIN3 transcription regulator family member Aa. Lineage: Eukaryota; Metazoa; Chordata; Actinopteri; Cyprinodontiformes; Poeciliidae. The record is from RefSeq and is a predicted model, not a curated record. The coding region runs from base 2619 to 6461 and encodes 1280 amino acids. Gene Ontology annotation, molecular function: transcription corepressor activity. Gene Ontology annotation, cellular component: chromatin; Sin3-type complex. Gene Ontology annotation, biological process: negative regulation of transcription by RNA polymerase II. The transcript has 21 exons.
GACAUUUUAACCCCGGCGAAUCGCGGUAAACAAAGAAUAUAACGCGUCGGUCCUCCCCCUGCGGGACAGAGGAACUGGGUUUGCUGGCGUCGCGCGACGGGGGGAAUGGCGGGUCGCCGCCGCUGUGUCCGCGCGGCGACGGCGCAGCAGUUCCCGUUCCGUUUGACUUUGGCAUUGUUCAGUAAGGGCAAAUUGAUCGGCUCAUGUCGCCCAGAAAACAUUCGGUGCUCGCCGCCCCCCUGUUCUCUGCGUCCACUUUGGGAAGGUGGACGUGGAAGCGGGGAACGGCUUCUAGAGGCAGAACGGGCGGCUUUAGCGUCACGGAUCCUUUUGUUUGGAGUGCGCAGAAAAGUCGGCCGACGCACACUGCGCGGGGCUGCCGCUUGCUCCGUGUUGGUGGGGGGGGUGUUUCCGCAGCCCGCAGUGCGUUUUUGCUACAUGCCUCUCUGCACAAACUUGCAAAGACAAACAAUGCAAAGCAGUCGAAGUAUACUUGUUUAUUCGUUGCGCCUGAAGAGUUUGCCCCAGGUGUUUUGUGCUGUUUUCGGUGUGGAUGAGAGUCGGUGAACGUCUGGUGCAGCCGACGGACGGCUGCUUCUGACUCCCCCAGCCUGGACGGGUAGAAGGAAUCCCGGGCUAGUACUACUGGAGCUCCGCCUGUCGUGGGCGAUGGUUUAUUUUGGAAGUUCCACCUUUUGUAGGAGGGUACUUGUUGUGACGUUUACCCCGCAGCGAUUGGCUCUAGAAUAUGAAAUGGGCGGAGCCUGAUCGUGCAGAAGGAAUAGACCCCCGUUCUUUACAAAGUCACGUGUCAUUUGAGUCCGGAAAGUAGUCCGUAAUGUAGAUGGACGGAAAGAUCACCUGAUGGAUCCGAAUGGGAAAUUGUAGGGUUGCGACUGGAUUAUCAAAAUAAAGGCUGCUGAAACAAAAAAAGACCCAACCGGGUAUCGAAUGGGUUGAAAGACACAUGAAAGUAAAAUGUGUCUGAAUUUGUAAUUUUUCAUCUCUAUAUGCAAACAUGCAUUUUUUUCUGCCUAAAAACAAGUAGACCUCUGCACAGACCUAAAUUUGGGCCUCUGUGUUUAGCAUUUAACAUUAUCCAACAGUCGGUCAUGGACACCUUUCAUCACUGACUGAUCAGGCUGCUGUGCAAAAAGCUUAGUGGAAGCAUGCCGGGUGACUGCAGCCUUGAGAGGAUUAUGAAACACACUCCAUUCAGGAGUUUGGGAGUGAGCCACAUGGUGUGGAAUCAAUGCUUUAUGAGCCACCACUCACAUACAUAUCCAGGACAUGCGCUACAACUGUAUCAUUCCCCAUGUGAAUCCAAUGGCUGACCCAGAGACAUCAAAAGUGUCUUACCUGGUGGUGGUGGUGGUUUAAAUAAAAGUAUAUUUCUGGAUUUGCGGUGGGAAAUCAAGUUCCCUUGAGUGAGAGGUAAGCUAGCCAGAGAUUCAGUAUGAAUUUGCCAUAUUAGUCAUCAUUUUGUAAGAUGACCUAGCUACUGCCCGCACUAUCAAAAUGGCCAAUACCCGCUUAGGUACCCUGCCUGGGGAAGACACGGAGUAAGAUUGGCCAACUUUACCGAAACACUGCGGUCUUGUCAAGACAAAUUGGUGACCAUACUUUUUUUUUCUUUAAAAAAGGUUUUAUCACCUCUAGAAACCUUUACUUGAGAGCGGUCAGACAGGAAGGCGGGUUACAAGGGAGGGGGAAGACAUGCAGCAAAGGUUACUUAGCUGGGACUCAAAGUCAUCAAGGACUGCGGCCUCCACAAAUGGGUCACGCUUUACCCCUGCGCCACCACAGCACCCAACAUCACCAUAUUUUUAAGAAGCGUCUAUUUCUGAAAAGCUGUAUGGGUGUGUAUUUAUUAAUUUAUUUAGGGUAAGCUACAAUCAUAAAAAUGGACAGACAGAUGCAAUAAGUAUAUUUUUGUGGGCAAUGAAUCAAUGUAAGAUCAAUUAAAUUGCUGAAAAAGGUUAGCAUACUCAAGUAUUCAUACAAAAAUGCCAGAUCCAAGAUAGUAAACCUGUAUCAACAUCAUGCCUUAGGAUGCUACAGCAUAAUUGCAUUUUUUCAUUAUGAAGUUAUGUAUAUGAAAAAAGUACAUUUACAUUACAAAAUGUCUUUUGCAGUUGUGUCUGCGGAACAUUUCAAAGAUAAACACUGCAAACCUGCCUGAUUUACUCAACUUAGCCUCUGCCGCUGCACGUCAAGUCCAGAGGGGUGUGUUUGAUAACUGUGCCAUAAAUUUCUGAUCGACAGCUCACAUUCAAAACAUUAACAGAGGCCCCGCCCCUCGUGUGGCGCCUCUGAGUGAACCGACCAAUCGCGUGUAUUCUGGCGCGGGGUUUCGUCCAGCGGCCCCGCCCACCUCCCUAGCUAACCGAACGGAGAUUGUUUUCCUCUCUCGGGGAGAUUUUGACGUUGCUGCUCACUGCCCGAAUUGUUUAUUUUAAGUCACACGCCGCCGAGAAGUUGCUUUUCACACUCUUGUGUUUUUAAACCGGAGGUACGGUCGUGGGUCCAGAUAUAACGGAUCGUCAUAUAAUCGCCUGGGAACUUCUGCGAGCUGUUUGGGAGAGUGGUCUCGCAGCUCUCACAAGCAUGAGUUCAUAAUGAAGCGGCGUCUGGAGGAUCAGGACACGAUUUUUGCGUCGCAGCAGCGGCGGCUCGCUGGCAACCCGGAGCCUUUCCAGCAUCGCAUGCUGGCCCCCGCCCCCGCUGCUCCAGCUGUGUAUGAAGCCUUGACCGACAACAUGCAGCCCACAGCUGGCGCCCAGUACUCCGUCCCCCCGGGAUACCAGGGCUCUACCGUGGCCCAGAACAGCGGCGGUCAUGGGCACGCCCCGAGUCCGGCGGUCCACACUGGGCCCCACCAUCACAGCCCCGCCAUUCAGUCCCACGGGCCCUCGUUGAUGUCGGGGCAUGGGCACGCAGCGGCCCCUCCAUCCUCUGCACAAGGUCACCAGCAGUUCCAGAGGCUUAAGGUGGAAGACGCUUUGUCGUAUUUGGAUCAAGUGAAGCUCCAGUUUGGGAACCAGCCUCAGGUCUACAAUGACUUUUUAGAUAUAAUGAAAGAGUUCAAGUCGCAAAGCAUCGAUACUCCUGGGGUCAUCAGCAGGGUGUCGCAGCUCUUCAAAGGCCACCCCGACCUCAUCAUGGGGUUCAACACUUUCCUUCCCCCGGGCUACAAGAUCGAAGUCCAAACCAACGACCUGGUCAACGUAACAACGCCAGGUCAGAUCCACCACAUAACCCCGCACGGCAUCUCGGUCCAGAACAUCCCCAUAACGGGAGCAGCCACCCAGCAUCCGCCCCAGCUCCCAGCUGCUGCGACAACCACUGCCGCCGCAGCCGCUCCGCUUCUUCUGACGCAACCAACCCCCGCCAAGAUGAGCAAGCCUCCUCAGCCGCUGACACCAAGCAGCCAGACCAAUCCGUCCAUCCCUGUGUACACCUCCCCUCGCUCUCCACCCGUGCAGCUCCACCCGGCCCUCGGUGGGACCCCCCCUGGCCCGCCUAUGCAGAACAACCAGCCCGUGGAGUUCAACCACGCCAUCAACUAUGUCAACAAGAUCAAGAACCGCUUCCAGGGCCAGCCGGACAUCUAUAAAGCCUUUCUGGAGAUUCUCCACACGUACCAGAAGGAGCAGCGUAAUGCUAAAGAGGCUGGAGGUAACUAUACGCCGGCUCUGACAGAGCAGGAGGUCUAUGCUCAGGUGGCCAGGCUCUUCAAGAACCAGGAGGAUCUGCUAUCGGAGUUUGGACAGUUUCUCCCUGAUGCCAAUAGUUCAGCAAUGCUAAGUAAGACCAACGCAGAAAAGGCCGAGUCCGUAAAGAACGACCACGGCCUCACCACCAAAAAGGUGGUGCUCAACAACAAACAGAGGCCCAACCAGAACGGAUGUCAGAUCCGACGCCACCCGACUCCGGGGCCCACGCCGCCCGUCAAGAAAAAGCCCAAGUUACUGAAUCUGAAGGACUCUCCGGUGGCCGAUCCCAGCAAGCACGGAGUCGGCACAGAGUCUCUGUUCUUCGAAAAGGUCCGCAAAGCCUUGCGGAGUGCCGAGGCUUACGACAACUUCUUGCGCUGCCUGAUCAUCUUUAACCAAGAGGUGAUCUCCAGGGCUGAACUGGUGCAGCUGGUGCUGCCCUUUUUGGGGAAAUUUCCCGAGCUGUUCAACUGGUUCAAGAACUUCCUGGGCUAUCGCGAAAUGUCCCACAUUGAGACGUACCCCAAGGAACGCGCCACCGAGGGCAUCGCUAUGGAGAUUGAUUACGCUUCCUGUAAGAGGCUGGGUUCCAGCUACAGAGCUUUACCCAAAAGCUACCAGCAACCCAAGUGCACCGGAAGAACUCCGCUUUGUAAGGAGGUCCUGAACGACACCUGGGUCUCCUUUCCCUCGUGGUCCGAGGACUCCACGUUCGUCAGCUCCAAGAAAACUCAGUACGAGGAGCACAUCUACAGGUGUGAGGACGAACGCUUCGAGCUGGACGUGGUCCUCGAGACCAACCUGGCCACCGUCAGAGUGCUGGAGGCGGUGCAGCGGAAGCUGUCCCGCAUGUCCGCCGAAGAGCAGGCCAAGUUUCGGCUGGACAACACGCUGGGCGGCUCCUCGGAGGUCAUCCACCGCAAGGCCAUCCAGAGGAUAUACGGAGACAAAGCUCCCGACAUCCUCGACGGCCUGAAGAAGAACCCGGCCGUUUCUGUUCCAAUCGUGCUGAAAAGGUUAAAGACAAAGGAAGAGGAGUGGCGGGAAGCCCAGCGAGGCUUCAACAAGAUCUGGAGGGAGCAGAAUGAGAAGUAUUACCUCAAAUCUCUGGACCACCAAGGCAUCAAUUUCAAACAGAACGACACCAAAGUGCUUCGAUCCAAGUCUUUGCUAAAUGAAAUCGAAAGCAUCUAUGAUGAGCGGCAGGAGCAGGUGUCGGAGGAGAACGCCGCGGCCCCCGUGUGCCCCCACCUGACACUGGCGUACGAGGACAGCCAGAUCCUGGAGGACGCUGCAGCGCUCAUCAUCCACCACGUGAAGCGGCAGACCGGCAUUCAGAAGGAGGACAAGUACAAGAUCAAGCAGAUCAUCUACCACUUCAUCCCCGACAUGCUGUUCGCGCAGCGCGGCGAGCUGUCGGACUUGGACGAGGAGGAAGAGGAGGAGGAAGAGGACGGCGAGCCGGACGAGGCGGGCGCGUCCAAGAAGCACAACGGCAUCCCGGGCAGCGGGAGCCCCUCCAAGUCCAAGCUGCUGUUCGGCAACACGGCGGCGCAGAGGCUGCGCUCGUGCGAGGACGACGCCUACAACCUCUUCUUCGUCAACAACAACUGGUACAUCUUCCUGCGGCUGCACCAGACGCUGUGCUCGCGGCUGCUGAGGCUGUACGAGCAGGCGGAGCGGCAGAUCGACGACGACGUCCGCGAGCGGGACUGGGAGAGGGAGGUGCUGGGGCUGAAGAAGGAGAAGAAUGACAACCCCGCCGUCCAGCUGCGACUCAAAGAGCCCAUGGACAUCGAAGUGGAGGAUUACUACUCGGCCUUCCUGGAGAUGGUCCGGAAUCUGCUUGACGGGAACAUGGAGGCCUCUCAGUACGAGGACUCUCUGAGGGAAAUGUUCACCAUCCACGCUUACGUCGCCUUCACCAUGGACAAGCUCAUCCAGAGCAUCGUCCGGCAGCUGCAGCACAUAGUGAGCGACGAGAUCUGCGUCCAGGUGACUGACCUGUACCUGGCUGAGAGCGGGAACGGCGCCACCGGGGGCGCAGCGUCCGUGCAGCCGUCGAGGAGCCCGGCCGAGACGGCCUACCAACGUAAGGCCGAGCAGCUUAUGUCUGACGAGAACUGCUUCAAGGUGAUGUUUUUGAAAAGCAGAGGGCAAGUGCAGCUGACGGUGGAGCUGCUCGACACGGAGGAGGAGAACUCUGACGAGCCCAUGGAGACUGAGCGUUGGUCCGACUACGUUGGACGUUACCUAAACCCGGACUCCACCACUCCCGAGCUGAGGGAACACCUCGCCCAGAAGCCCGUGUUUCUUCCCAGGAACCUGAGACGGAUCCGGAAGUACCAGAAGGACAGGGAGCAGAUGGACAAGGAGGCCUGCGAAGGAGGGAAGAAAUCCAUGGAGAAGGAGAAGAUGGAGUGCAUGUUCAAACUAAACUCCUACAAAAUGGUCUACGUCUUUAAGUCUGAGGACUACAUGUAUCGACGCACCGCCCUGAUGAGGGCUCACCAGUCACACGAGAGGGUGAGCACGCGACUACACAAGCGCUUCCAGGCCUGGGUGGACGCCUGGGCCAAAGAGCACGUCACCCGCGACAUGAGCGCCGACACCACCAAGUGGCUGAUGGGCGAAGGGCGUGACGGCCUGCUGCCCUGCUCCACCACGCGCCACCCGGAGGUCCUCCACUUCAUGAACAUCAACAAGUACCGCGUGAAAUACGGCACGCCGAGCAAGGCGCCGUAG